Somion occarium is the source of this 1352-nucleotide messenger RNA. The record is from the annotation of a GenBank genome assembly. NCBI's taxonomy places the organism in Eukaryota, Fungi, Basidiomycota, Agaricomycetes, Polyporales, Cerrenaceae.
GUCACUCUGCAUCACAUCUGUACCAAACACAGAAGAUUUCUUGCAUCCUGUGAAUAUAGAAAUAAGAGUAACCUGUGUAGUGUAAUCCUGCGUGGCGGAGGUGGCGAACGACUUGCUCCGAGCACAGAGUUCAACGUUUAACAUCAGUCGGGCGCUUAUUCUGAUCCCAAGCUUUUUCUCCCUUCCUAUGAUUCCGCUGUUCACGGUGUGUACGGUAAAAGUCUCACUGUACAUCGCGCACACGCAUUGUACAGUACUUAAGUACUUAUGUCCAGGUCAGUUGCUAUGCCCGAACAAGCAAUUUCCGCCAAAGCUGGCAGUUCGAUCCUGUUUGAUCAUGUGAUCUGAUAUCUUAGGUGACGAACGUGCGCCACCGCCCAGUGUCUGCCUACACCCUAAGUGUCUCAGCUAAAAUGCAAUCCCUCGUCCAUCUUGUACCUCUUCACCUUCAUCCACCUUGAACACCAGCCAUGUCGGAAUCUGCUGCCAGGAUACGCCCAUUCCAACCGUCAGACCAGAAGCUGGUCCGCUUCUAUGUAGGCAAGAGUCGAAUGGAGGGGUUAACGUCUGCCAAUGUCAGAGCACUUUCUUCUGCAUUCGUUCACUACAUGCAAUGGUGGCCAAGACGGGAGAAGGGCCUCUUGGAGAACCUAUCACCCCUGUCUGCAUUUGCAUGCAUGGCCCUUCCUAUCAUGUUCAUCACCGAUUGGGUCAACCGGCCUGACUUUGAAAAGAGCAUGAACGAUGCUCUUCGCAGACCCGACCUCGUUGACACGGCUAUAUAUUAUGCAAGGUCACCCGCAUCUGGAUUCUGGAUUCUUGAGUUUAACGACAGGUUUGUCGGCCUCAUUGCUGUGGAUGCAUCUCUCGAUUCCACUUCCGAUGAAGUCGUGGUGGGUUCCGACAAACCCGCUGAGGAGAACGCCAAACCCGCAAAAUCAUAUUCCACCAAGGGAACCUCAAACGUUGCGACUAUUCGCCAUUUCUACGUUGAGGAACCAUACCGAACAGCCUCUGUACAAGAUGACCUUUUGGAGCAUGCUAUCAAGCAUGCUUUUGCAGAGAAGGAAGUGGAGCGGAUCCGUGCGGUGAACGAGUCAUUGGUACCAUACAUCGGUGAAGCUUUGCACCGACAAGGCUUCGUAUCUGCAAGUGUGUUGGAGACGGUUGGUGUCUUGAACUGGCACGUACACGAGAGUGUUUUGGAGAGAAAGGUUUGGGAGUCAAAACAAAAGGCAUAAUGUCUCGUCCAUGUUGUAAUAGGGGUAUAUCUUGUGAGCAUAGUCACGGUCCAAAAGAUCAAUAGUACUAGUUGUAUGCGGAUUGUAAUAUGAUAUUGUACUCGCGCCGAU